Molecule: messenger RNA, 696 nt
Organism: Suillus subaureus
Lineage: Eukaryota; Fungi; Basidiomycota; Agaricomycetes; Boletales; Suillaceae
Exons: 2
Coding region: 99-635 (178 amino acids)
Source: RefSeq, a predicted model, not a curated record
ACUUGCAGUAUGUCAGAAUUGCAAUUAUAUUGUCUCGAAGCUGGUUGUAGUCCAACCAGAGGCUUGCUGUCCGAAUUUUCUCGCUUGUACCCAACUCGAUGGCUGAUGAGCGGACUGGCUCAACAUUCACAUGGCUUAACUCACCACUUCGCAGUCGGCAGCAGGUGAAAACACUUGUCAGGACAGUUCAAAUCCGUAGUUGGUACAGAUAUAAUCCCUCUGCACCACCGCCACAAAAAAAACCAACUGUCAAAUGGCGAGAUAUGUCAUCGGCCAUUUUUGGUGGCAAGCGCAAGCGAGGGAAGGGAGACGACAAUGACAGUGAAAAUUCUGAUGUGGAUGACGAUUUUGCAGAUGAAGCACCUGACAAGCCAGACGUGGAGAACAACGACUCAGAGUUAGAUGUCACUGACCCCGAGGAUAUAGCUGAAAAUGGCUCAAAAAAAGCGGAUUCUUUUGACGGCGAGGCUUUCGAUGCUGCCAGUAUCAUCAAUCUUGACUCCACGACGCUAGCUGAUGUGCUUGCUGACAAAGAUUUGGCACCCGCAGCACCGAAGAACACUGUCACUCUUCUGCCAGCAAGCACUUUGGUGCAAGAGAAGGUCUUGACUGAAGCAGACUGGGACAUGACAUAGAGUGUAGGAUAGAUCUAGACUUGUAAAUCAAGCUAAAUUUUGCAAAAUGCACCAUGGAUCA